AAAUCUUUUUUUGCAGUGUUUUCCUAUCCAGAUAGGAAAAAGUCAUAAGAGACAAGAACAGUAAUCAAACAGUAUGUAACCAGUUUAAUUUGCAGAGUUCAAAAAAACCCAUCCCAUCUCCUAUUUAGGACAUUGGUAGAUUUGCUACCUAGAAAGUGGGCUCUAAAUAAAAAGUGGUAAAAGAAACACUAAAGAAUAUGAGAAAAUUCUGAUUGAUCCAUGGUGUCAACAUUCUGUAACCCAUGACCUCUUGUUCUAGUACCAGAAACAUUUUUUAAUCAAGAAACAAAAUAAUCAGAGCCAAAAAAGCAAGUGUGACUCAAUGAUCCCCAUUAGACUCAUACUAACAAAAAGAUUCAAUCUUGUCAGAAAGCAUCACUUCCUAGUCUGGGCUGCAAAAUACUAUUUCACUGUUGUAAUAGAGAAGUAAGAGGAUAGAUACAGAACUCUCCUUUCUGGAAAUGUGCUUUUGUAUUUAAUCAUUCAUGUUAAAAAUGUUUCUUAAUUUGUAGAUGUGCAGAAAAUUAUGAAAUGAAGACCAUUAACUUCUGUAUGAGUAAUUCCUAGUGAACCGUACUAGCUUCUAGGUGCUGGAAAAUCACAUCCUUCACACUGAAGAUAUUAACAAGUACCGCCUUGAAAUUCUGCAGCACCUCGAGCCAAUCUAUGUUGGGACUGCAGAGGUUAGUCUUGCCUUUACUUUGGUAGCAGCACUGGAAUUCAUACAGCCAGGUAAGACAGGUAAAGCAACCGAUCGACACAGCUACAAACUAACAUUGGGGGAAAAGUGUACAUACAUAUAUAUACAUAUAGUAUAUAGCAGAAUUUGUUCCUUUUAUAUUGCUUACUAUCUGGGAUUCUGACAGUUAAAUAAGAUGUAAAACUGCUGAUGUGAUUUUCAUUCUCUCUAUAAAUAAUGUAUUCUUUUAUUAAAAUAUAUAUAUAUUUAGAAUUCAGAAAAUCAGUGAGUAACAAUUUGAUGUAGCUAUUGCAGAUAUUCACUUGGUGACGUUUGCAGUAGUCACCUUUGUGCAGGAGGGGUAAGUUACCAUUGUUGCAGGAAGGUAAUAUUUCUCAGCUGCUCAGCAGACUGUAUGUAUUGAAGAUCAGUGUUUAACUUGUUUACAAAGUUCUGUGUUUAACAGAGUUAAAUUUGCUAUGUUUAUUUAGGAAACUAUUUCUUAGUAAUGUUUUUCUUGCUUAAGAGCCCCGGGAAAACCUGUCACUUUGCUAAUCAAGAAAGGAGGAAAUAUGAAAAACUAACAUUCAUUCAAGUUGAAAGUGUGCCUAUUGCUGAUGCAUUGCAGAAUCAAAUCAGGUGUGAGGCACAAUUGUUUCCAAUUAACUACUUUCAACCGGCAAGCUCUAAGCACCAAAUCACCACUUCACUUCCUUAGUACGAAUGCUCUUGUAACAAAGAGAACUGAACUUUCUGCACUGGCAGAAGCAGCUAAGACAGAAAACACCUCCCUGAGGGCUGAGCUGGUUUAGCUCUCCAAGGCACAUGGGUGAGUAUGAAGUUCAGUCUUAUGUGAAUGGCUGGUGUGCAGUAGUCACAUCUGAGCCUUUGUAAGGAUGUUUCUGGAGAUAACCAUCAAGAGACUAAAGCAAAUCUGGUAUGUUUGUGUAUAAAUUCUUGGAGACCAACCAUUUUUGUUUCUGUGGUAUUUAUUCUGACUGACUUUAGAAAUAGAAGGUGAAAGGUUUAAUAGACAGCAGAAUAAUUAUUGAAGGUACUAUAUCCUUGACCUUGCAAUCUUUAUUUUAUUUAAAAAUUGAAGGUGGAAAUAAUGGAGGAAUGAACCAUUUAUGAUAUGGCUAGUAAAAUUAUCAGUCUUAUAAUAAAUCUGCAUGACCACAAGUUCUGUCAGAAACCCCAUAACUUUGAAUUUAGAAAAGGGGCUUUGGUUAAUGCUUACACAAUGCUUUCAAGGCCUAUUUGUCCUUGGCUAAGGUUCUGGGGUUUUUAAUAGAAAAAUGUAUCUGUUAAUUUUUUAUGUAUUAAGAGUGUAGAAUAAUAAUAUUAUAUAUUUUAAAAUGUGGAAUUGACAAGAGAUGUCUAACCUCUUGAAACACCUCAAAAAAUAACAAACAGUGCUUUCUUUACAUGGCUCGUGUAUCCUUGCAUUGUGGAGACGGGGUAAUAACUUUUGUGUAUGUGUGUGUGUGUGUAUCAUUAAUGCAUGCGAGUUCAUGUCCUUUUUAGCAGUACUGAAAGUACAGCGGCUUUAUGCAGGCUAGAAGGGAAGAGGAAGUUGGUAACUUUCAAAAUAUCAACAUUAUUAUUUUAAAAAAAGGUGUUUUGUUUUAUUAUUAAAAUUUUCUGCAAGAGUUAAACCUUAGGUCUUAAUUAGAUUAAGGACAGGCUUCUGCAAGGAGUCUUUGCUUUUAUUUGAAAGGUUUAAAAUAAGGAUACAACUGAAAUAUUUUCCCUAGUAGCACACAAUGUGGUGGUUUUGGCUAGAAUUUAUUCUAUAUUGCUCAUUUGUUCUCCGUGUUUGUAUUAAAGUGGGAACUAACUGAUGUUCCUCACAAAUAUAAACUUAAGUCAGGAAGCAAGUCUUUCAAAAGACUGCAGUAAGUAUUAGAAACUAAAACUACGGUGAAACAACUCAGUGCAGCUACCUUGUAACCUAUUACUCAACUGAAGCCAAAAUGCUUUGUUUUCCUCCCAAAAGAAGCUUGCUGAACUAUUCUUUUUGUAAAAGAGGAAAAACUUUAAAAACUACCUUAACUUUUACUCUGAUUUAUAUGGCUGGGUGCUUUUUUUUUAAUCAAAUGGAGAUAAAUUUAUUGUGUUAGUAACUUCAGCAGUGUCAUGUUUUGAACGAUAUUGACCUCUUGCUGAAAAAAACAAUUUCCAUGGACAGAUAAAUAAAGAAAAAUAUCAUCUAUCUAGAAAAAAACAUAGACUAAUUUAUGCCUGUAGUUAGUCUGUAAGCCUUCUGCCAUGCUUAUAGAAAUCACUGUAUUUGUGCAGGUUUGGUAGCAUGAGGGUGAUAAAGUAACUUACACUUUCAGAUUAGCCCUUAAAUUCAGCAUUACUGGGAAGAAUAACAGCUAAUAAUAAAGCAAAUAUCUGAAUAUUAUCAAAGCAAAGUCUUGGCAGGAGGAAUGCAGAGAAGAUAACCUUGUUCACAAACUGAUUUUGUAGGAGUUAAUUACAUCUUAGGCUCUAGGGGGAGGUAAGUUUGGUGCACACAAUAAGAACACCACAGGGCUAGAACUAUGACUUAAAUAGCUCUUUUUCCAAAGAAACCAAGUUAAGACUAUUAAUACUGAUUUCUGUUUAAAAUUCCCUUGGUAUUUGUUAUUCUGUUGUAAUUAGAUCUGCUUUCUCACUCUAACAAUCUUCAGAUUAAGCAAAAUGGUCAUGAUUAUUUCUUUUAGGGUUGUAUAUGAUUAUUAGAAUUCCUACUGCCAUCUGGAUAAGCAUGAAAUCCUAAAAUUAGCUUGACUUCUAAAAGCUGGUCUGAUUCUAAUGGAAUAACCCCCUGUAGACUAAGAUAUAUGAACUCACUCAAACUUGGAUAACUGAUACAUUAUCAUCUUUAUCUUACACUUUUGAGAGGGACAGAAGUUAGAAGGUUAUUUAACACCAUAAUGUGAGGCAGAAAUACAACCAUAGAUGUUUUACUGAAGUUAAGUUUAGACUUUAAAAUCCAAAAGAUACUUUAAAAUAAUCAGAAAGGAUAGCAGUAUAGGCUUUUUUGGUACCAUAAUUCUUCUAAAGACAGAAGUGGUAUUAUGUCUCAAAGUGAAACAUUUUAUUGUUGAAGUACUUAGAAUGAUUUUAACUUCUUUCUUUUUAAGAGGAUUUCAGCUUGUCAUUUCCCAAGGAUGUCUUUUUAUAGAAUAAUGUCAGUAACUAAUGAAGAGGCUUUACCUAGUCUUGAUUCUCAGUGUUCAGCAGGGAGCAAUGAUAAGUGAGUGUUAUGAUAGGAAUUGAGUCUGCAGUCCUACAGUACAGCAAUAGCACUCAUUGUCAUUGGAGGAAUAGUCUUCCUCAGUGGCGUAGUUCUUGGCACACUGUACUUCCACAAACACGUGGAAGCUGCAUAUGCUCUUAGGCCUGUCAGACUUGCCCUUGGCUUGAUAUUUCUAGUUACUGGAAGUGUGGUUUACCCAUCAUUAAACAAACCGUUAGAUGUGAGAGCCUCAUGAGAGUAUCUGCGAGAGCCUACAGCUGAAUAUAGUUUUUGUACUUGAGGACUUAGGAGUGUUAAAAGAUAGGUACCAGGUCAUUAAUUGACACAAGAGUGAACUGAAAUAUGUAUCUUGCCUAUUAUGUUAAUCUAUUUGCAGAUGCACGUUAUAACAGCCCUGCAAACCUGCUGCCUACUAAUGGCUGCCACCUCUUGCAAGUGUGGAGCUCUGCAACAGGUACGUGCGUCUCAAGACCGUCUUUUUUUGAAGUGACUCCCUUCUAGGGUGUCUGAGCAAACGCAGGCAGAGGCCUCACCCCCCUUCACAAGGUGACACUGCCCCAACUGGAAACACUUAAUGGGUCCAGCUGUGUCUGCCUCACGCUCACCUGCACAAGGAAAGGGCAGCGACCACCCCUUGUAGGGGAUGCCUCGGCUCCAAAAUGCCGACAGCCACCACAGACCACUCUUCAGCUCCUGCUCUUCUCUCACGAAGGGGAGAAGCACCGGCUGCGUCAACCGCCUCGACGAGGCAGAGGCAGGAGGAAGGUGCUUAUCGGGGGGCGCCGCUGGCGUGGAGAGGCCGGCGAUAGGAACCGGGCCUCGGCGAAAAGGAGCAGCCCAAGAGAAGCGGAGGGCGGUGGCCGCCCUGAUGGCGGCGGCCUUCCCGCCUUCCACCUCAGCGGCCGCUGGGGCGUGGCCCCGCGCGCAGGUGCGAGCGGCGGGGCGUGGCCCGGAUGUCCCCCUCAGGUGCGGCCCCGCCCUCCGGCCGCGCCCCGCCUUCCCCUCAGGUGCGGGCGGCCCGAGGAGGCGGCGGCGGCGGCGCUGCUUCCCCCCCCCAACCCCGGCCCGCGAUGGCGGCCCCUGGCGGGCUGGGCCGCUGCGUGGCCGCCUUCUGGCUGGCGCUGGCCUUCGACGCUCUGGGCCUGGCGGUGCUGCUGGCCGGCGUGUUCGCCGACGUCUUCUUCUCCGACCUGCUCAUCUACGCGGGAGGCAUCGGCAUCUUCCUCAGCCUCAUCUGGUGGGUGUUCUGGUACGCCGGCAACCUGGAGGUGCCGCCGGAGGAGCUGCGCGACGACGUGGGGCUGGCGCUGCCCAAGGGUGGCGGGGAUAGCCUGCUGCGGGGGCUGGUGCACGGCCUCAGCCUCCGCCUCUCCUCCGCCUUUGCUCCCGCAUCGCGAUCCCGCGCCCCCGCCUCCGCCGACCUGGAGCUGCAGCGCCCCCGGGGCCCGCGGGGCCGCCCCGCCGACUCCGGCAGGAUCUGUUGAAGACAAGACUGUCGAAGAUACUGCCUCUAAAAGUGGGGGAAGUGCUACAAAUUAUGGAAAGAGAAUUCCCUACUCAAUGCAAUAGGAUUCUCUCAUUAUGGAAUGUUCACUGCAACCAUUGUGGACUCUGUAUAAAAUGGACACAUAGAGCCAUAUCUCUGCCAAAUGCACCUAUUUCAGUGUUGGACCGGGAAGGUUUUUGUGGUUUUUUUCACCAUUUCAAAACAUAAACUGUAUCUCUUAAGAAGUGAGAACUAAAAAAGAAACAAAGCUGAUUCACAGAAAACUCACUGCAGCGUCUAAUAUGGAUUUUUCUGAAUUUUUAUUUUUAAUAACCUGGGAAUGUUUUGAUAAAAAGCUCUUGCACGAUGAAAAGCUCUUGCACUGUUUUACCAAGGUCUGGAAGUUAAACUUACUGUGAAUUUUUAUGAUGUCAGUGCAAUACUUUUGUUUGUAAGGGUGCUUUUAAAAUAUCUAUUGUAAACUACUGAUGCAAGGUUGCAAAUGUAGUAAAAGUUGUUUAUAGUGUAAAUACCCAAUUUACAGUGACUGUUAUAAAUUUUCAUCAUUUUUUAUAGUUGGAAAUGAUGUAGUAUGAUGAUUCUAAGAAAGAGGCAUUCUUAGUCCAAUGAUGUUGGGAAUUAUUUUCUUAAUGCUGAAGCAUUGGUGGAGGGUGGGGACACCACCAAAAAAAAAACCCUGUUGAUUAACAAAUACUCCGAUAUUUUAUAAAAUAUUAAAAAAAUUACAUUUCGAUGUAACUGAGAAGUAGCACCUGAGAAAAGAUUUAUAUUAAAGUUAAUGAUACCUAAAA
Messenger RNA from Calidris pugnax (ruff), 6227 nucleotides. RefSeq names its product transmembrane protein 238 (gene TMEM238). Bases 4883 to 5413 code for a protein of 176 amino acids. The record is from RefSeq and is a predicted model, not a curated record. The transcript has 2 exons. NCBI's taxonomy places the organism in Eukaryota, Metazoa, Chordata, Aves, Charadriiformes, Scolopacidae.